GGUGGGUGGGUAGGUGGGGCGAAUGGCCGUCAAAAUAUCAGCACCUCUCCUCCACCUCUUACAGCACUCACAAACGAGCUGGUCAGUUGAGAGAACGAGUUUCUCAGGUUCUUAAAACAUAGUGAAGGAAAAGGCUUUUUUUUUGGCAGUUGCUUCCUGAAUCUGCACAUCCAGACUUGUGUUUUGACAGACCUUUGAGCAUCAUGAAUGGAACAGCAGUGGUACUGAUGAGCGUUUUCCUCAUCCUCUCUGCUGGUGCAGAGGACAAAUCAAGACUCUACCGUAGGCCUUCAUGUGGAGGUUUGAGUGUCAAUCAAGCAUGUCCUCUUAAUUACUCUCCUGUGUGCGGAAACGAUGGCGUCUCAUACGUCAAUGAAUGUGCCCUGUGUGUGCAGAGAAUGCACACCAAUGCUGACAUCUUGAUUGUGAAAGAAGGACACUGCUGAGAUGGAAAAAUCCCUUAUGGCAUCAUCACGUCUUCUUUUCUUUUCUAUGUUCGUUUAAGAGUGUUAUCUAGACCUAUUUUGCACUUAGGAUGUUAUCAGUAUACCUAGUAUAUAGAUGUGUGCAUGUUUUAAGUACUAAAUUGAAUAAUGAUAUGUGUCAGUUUUAUAACAUUUGAGGGGCCUCAUUAUAUACAGUUAUUACAUUUACUGAUUGUUCUCUUCAAUUUAUUUUUCAUUCAAUCAGUUUGUAUUGCAUUGAUACUGCAGUGUCUUGCUGGAGUAUAUUUCAAGUUAUUCAUAUUUUUUUCUUUAGAAACUAGAAAAAGAGAGGUUUUUGAAAUGCAGCUAAUUUUUCUAAAUAUGGUAACAUUGUAUUUUGCAAAAAGAUAGUUUAUACUUAGAUUUUGCUAAUAAAAUGAACCUACUGAGUUUCAUUUAUGUUUCACAUAUUUCUACUGUGUUAAUUUUUUACAAGUUAAGGUGCACAAUGUAAUUUUUUUCCACAUUAUCACUCCUAAAGAAAUGAACUGUUAUUUUGAAACAUGUAUAAAAGCAUGAGCACUCAGAUGAGAUGAGGACUCUAGUCAUAUUAGUAACCUUAUAAAAGCUGCUUUAUUCUACAUGGGGCAGGGGUGCCCUCAUGGGGGCUGCCAAUUUAGAAUCACAUGACCAUAUGAAUACUACUCGCUUAAUCUCAGUAACCGUCUUGUAAUUAAACACUUUCACUCAUUGAUUAAAUUAAUCAUGACUGACUGUGAAGUGAAUUUCUACAAUGGCAUUUGUGCCUGAAAAUAUAUAUUCUGAAUGAUGCAGCAUCCACACCACUUGGUGUCACUGUCCAAAAUGACGCAAACAAAAAGUUACUGAGUGCACCUUUAACGGACCCUUUUCUCAGACUGUGAUAAUGCGUUUCCGCCUUAUUUAGAAGUGUAAAUAACACAUGUAACCUUUUUUAUAUGCCAUUUCAAAAUGGUUGUGUAAAUUUAUAACAUUAUACUUUGUAUUCAUGGUUGGGGAGUAUGGAAUACAUGUAACUGGAUUACAUAUUUAAAAUACAAAACAUUCCACUAGAGUUACAAUUUAAAUAAUUGGUAAUUAGAUUACAGUUACAUUCAAAAAAUAUUUUUUAAAGCUGUUUUCUUAUGUUGUACCCAGUGGUGUGUGAUGUUGAUAAUCAUAAACUUAUGAUUAUAUUCUCUAUUUAUUUAUUUUUCACUUUAGGCCUAUUGUAUGUUACUAUUGUUGUGAGCUCACCGGGGAAAAAUUCCAGACUACUAUGUUGUUUGGCAAUAAAGUAUUGAU
Messenger RNA from Xyrauchen texanus (razorback sucker), 1748 nucleotides. RefSeq names its product probable pancreatic secretory proteinase inhibitor. Gene Ontology annotation, molecular function: protein binding. The coding region runs from base 204 to 446 and encodes 80 amino acids. The record is from RefSeq and is a predicted model, not a curated record. The transcript has 4 exons. NCBI's taxonomy places the organism in Eukaryota, Metazoa, Chordata, Actinopteri, Cypriniformes, Catostomidae.